Molecule: messenger RNA, 742 nt
Organism: Halichondria panicea
Lineage: Eukaryota; Metazoa; Porifera; Demospongiae; Suberitida; Halichondriidae
Product: glutamate dehydrogenase 1, mitochondrial-like
Exons: 4
Coding region: 194-619 (141 amino acids)
Biological process (GO): L-glutamate catabolic process
Cellular component (GO): mitochondrion
Molecular function (GO): L-glutamate dehydrogenase (NAD+) activity
Source: RefSeq, a predicted model, not a curated record
UAACAGGGAAGACGGUAUCGACCCGAAAGAAUUGGAAGAUUACAAAUUAAAUAACGGAGGCUCAAUCAAAGGAUUUCCAGGAGCACAAGAAACGACUGAGAACUUACAUUCUGUAGCUCUUUAGGAAGGCCUAUCACUAGUGGUGGCAGAAGGUGCCAAUGGUCCCACUACUAUUGCUGUUGAGAAGAUUCUGAUGGAUCGCAACAUUAUGGUCAUCCCUGACCUGUUUGCAAAUGCUGGAGGAGUGACUGUGUCCUAUUUUGAGUGGCUCAAGAAUCUCAACCAUGUCAGUUAUGGACGGUUGACCUGGAAACACGAGGAAGACUCCAACAAUCAUUUACUAGACAGUGUCCAGCGUAGUCUAGAGGCCAAGUUCUCUGGAGGUCGUGCUGGGUCUAUCCCCAUCACAGCCACCCCUGCAUUCAGUGCUCGCAUUGCUGGAGCUAGUGAGAAGGACAUUGUCAACUCUGGUCUAGAAUACACCAUGGAGAGAUCUGCCAAGCAAAUCAUGCGAGCUGUUCGUGAGUACAACCUUGGUCUGGACCUGAGGACCGCUGCUUAUGUGUGUGCACUGCAGAAGAUCUACACAGUCUACCUAGCGGCUGGCAUCACCUUGUAGCAUAGAGAACACCUGAUAGUGAACAUUGUACCUUCCUACCUGCUAGCUUAUUUUUUGGUAUGUCUGUGGCUUUAAUUUUAAACACUACAUUGUACAUGUAUGAUUGUAGUUUACAGUAACUUG